AUGAUUGAGCGAGUCGUAUGGGGCCAAGAAGCAUUUGGUGGCGGAUUCUGUGGUUCAGGUGCAGAUGAUUCGCAGACGUCCAGCACCGCGCCAUGGCGCGGUUUGCGCAAGGGUAGUCUCCGCACCCUGGGGACUAUCGAGUCGCUCAUGAUCCUUACAGAGUGGCACCCGCGCGCCUUGCACUUCCCUCCUGCGGAUGUCACUGACGAGCUAUUGCUCUCCGCAAAUGUACGGGACAACGUCGUUGGCGAAGAUGGUGACACUCGUCUCGCCGGCGGCGUUCGUGGCAAGCGGAUCGACAGUUGGCUGGAGCCUGCCUGGCGAAGUGACCGUAUGUGCUGGAUGCUCCUGAGCACCGCAAUGGGUCUAGCCUAUGAACUAGGCGUGUUCGAUGACAUUGACGAACUGCUCACUUCCGGUGGCAUCACGCGUCCAGAGUACGAAGAAGAAACAUACCGCCUCCGUGCCUACCGCAUCAAGCGCCUGCUCUUGAUCUACCUCUCCCAGCUGGCUGGUCGCCUUGGCUGGACAAACAUGGUCCCGGAAAGCCUGCGGAAAAAAGAUCCAGUCGCCUCUCGGAAACGCCCAAACUCCUCCUUUGAAGGUCAGACACCUAGAACCAGCCUCUCGUCCGUGUCCAAUGCGUUUAACUAUAUCCCCGAUUUAGAGCUCGACGACCAAAUCAUCCACUGCUGGGCAGGAAUUAGCAACGUUAUGCACACCGGCAACGAGAAACUAUUUUCCUCUCGGCAGCAUACGGCAGAGAUUAUCCAAAGCGGGAAAUACACUGAGUUACUCAAAGACUUCCAGCCCUUGCUUCGAGACUGGUGGAAAGAAUUUGAGCGUUUCAAACUACCAACCUUCAUUCGGCACAUCCUCAGCAUCGAGUACGAAUACGUUCGCAUCUACAUUAAUUCCCUCUCCCUCCAGGCUGUUGUAGAGCGCUGUACGACAAACGCAGGCAACAGUGCGGGAGGAGGUAGUGCCUCUGGGGAUGCACCACCACAGCUGUCUCCCCAAACACAGAGUUACUACGGAAAGCUUCCUCUUGGCCGACUUGGUGGUGUCACGGCUGUGGACCAGGCAUACGUAAAAGAAGUAGUCGACGGGUGCCGAAACUUGCUUCGAACCGUCGUUGACGGACUCCUCCCGGGAGGAUAUCUCAAGCAUGCCCCAGUACGGACAUAUUUCCGCAUCAUCAGUGGGGCUAUGUUUCUGCUGAAAACAUUCGCACUCGGUGCUCCCAAGGCUGAUGUUGAGAUUUCCAUAACCCUCAUGGAUCGAACUGUGGAUGCUCUCCGCAACUGUGUAGUCGAUGACGUGCACUUGGGAACCCGGUUUGCCGAUCUCCUGGAGUCCCUUACAAGUCGGCUCCGCAAUCGUUUCAUACAUGCGCCAUCUCUGCCUGCUUCUGCAAACGCUCCUCAGUCAGCCAGCGGCGGGAGCCCUAACCCAACUGCUGAGGCGGCUUUUGGUGUAAGUGGACAUGCACGAGGCCUCGCUGGGCCUGGACAAGGUUUGACGUCGUCCGCUUCUCUACCGGCAAAUGGCGAUCAGAAUUGGUCUAAGACGGGAGUAUCAAGUCUUGAGCGUUCCAGUACACCCGCCAAUAUUUCUGCGACACCAUUUGAUUCUACGGCGGGUAGUUUUCCCUAUCCCUCGGGCACAGCAUCUGUGCUUAACCCAUCCACCCCGGCCGCCAUUGUCGGCAUGGACAAUCCACUCGGCGAUGCUAUUUACUCCGACGCCACAGAUUGGACCAACAAUGAAAUGUGGUAUCUUCCUGCAGGGCCAGCCUUUUUUCAGAACAUGGGUGACUCUAAUGUCGCCAUGACAGCAGAGGGUGUCAGUGUCGCGGGCAUGGAUCUUCUCGAUUUCAUGGCCAUGGAUCCUAACGGGUUCUGA
Messenger RNA from Sporothrix brasiliensis 5110, 1905 nucleotides. RefSeq lists its product as uncharacterized. The transcript is spliced from 2 exons. Gene Ontology annotation, cellular component: nucleus. The coding region runs from base 1 to 1905 and encodes 634 amino acids. Gene Ontology annotation, molecular function: DNA-binding transcription factor activity, RNA polymerase II-specific. Gene Ontology annotation, biological process: aromatic amino acid catabolic process; positive regulation of transcription by RNA polymerase II. NCBI's taxonomy places the organism in Eukaryota, Fungi, Ascomycota, Sordariomycetes, Ophiostomatales, Ophiostomataceae. The record is from RefSeq and is a predicted model, not a curated record.